Molecule: messenger RNA, 615 nt
Organism: Triticum turgidum subsp. durum (durum wheat)
Lineage: Eukaryota; Viridiplantae; Streptophyta; Magnoliopsida; Poales; Poaceae
Source: the annotation of a GenBank genome assembly
AUGUGUACCACCGCGAGGGCGCGCUGCGAGCUGUGCGGCGCGGGAGCGGACGUGCGCUGCGAGGCCGACGCGGCGUUCCUCUGCGCGGCGUGCGACGCGGAGGUGCACGGCGCCAACUUCCUCGCGUUCCGCCACCGCCGCACGCGCGUCUCGCCGCCCGGCCCCGCGGACGCCCUGUCCCGGACGUCCACGGCCGAGUCUGCGGCGCCGCCGGCCAAGGGCCAGAAGCCACUUGCGCGGGGCGACGCGGUGCUCGAGGGCUGGGCCAGGCGGAUGGGCCUCGAGGCGGUGGCGGCGCGUCGGCAUGCCGCGGCGGCCGGCCGCGCGCUCCGGGCCCAGGUCGCCGCGGGGCCGCCACGCGUGCCGCUGCGCGUCGCGAUGGCGGCCGUGCUGUGGUGGGAGGUGGCAGCUCACGGUGGCGUCGACGAGCCCGGCGUCGCGCUCCGGCGCCUGGAGGCCUGCGCGCACGUGCCGGCGAGGCUGCUCAUGGCGGUGGAGUCGUGCAUGGUGCGCGGCCGCGGCAAGAAGCGGACGGCCGCGGAGGGCUGGGGCGAGUGCUCACCACCCCACACAAGAGACAAGACAAGACACCAUCUUCUCCAAGACAUGGCAUGA